This is a messenger RNA of Schistocerca nitens (vagrant locust), 4060 nucleotides long. RefSeq lists its product as uncharacterized. Lineage: Eukaryota; Metazoa; Arthropoda; Insecta; Orthoptera; Acrididae. Gene Ontology annotation, cellular component: cytoplasm. The transcript has 3 exons. The record is from RefSeq and is a predicted model, not a curated record. Bases 1 to 1254 code for a protein of 417 amino acids. Gene Ontology annotation, biological process: proteasome-mediated ubiquitin-dependent protein catabolic process; regulation of proteolysis. Gene Ontology annotation, molecular function: ubiquitin protein ligase binding.
AUGGAAGAUAAAUUGCUUGCAUGGGCAGACAACGGGUACAUCAAGCUGAAAGAUCCACUUUUCGAGCUACCAAAGAAGCAAGACGUGCUAAAAGGAAUGCCAAGUGGAAGCUUGAAGAUGGUAAAAUGCUGCAGGAUGAAGACUAUAGAGAUGGCCGGGUCGAAGCUGCGGAGUGGCACUGUGGUGGGCGACUUGGCAGCACUGCUGGAGUCCGGCUACGACUCUGACGUCACCCUGGUGGCCGGUGAGGCAAGAAUCGAGGCGCACAGGCUGAUACUGUCCGCCCGGAGCCCCGUCUUCGCCGCCAUACUGCGGCGCCACCAGCACGAAGCCUCCCUCGAGAUCCCAGACAUGGAGAAGGACGUCCUGCGCCAACUGCUGACCUUCAUCUACACCGACGAGGCGCCCGAGCUGGUCAGGAUGGCCCCACAGCUGCUCGUCGCGGCAGACAAAUACGACCUGCAGGUCCUCAAGGACCGGUGCGAACAGCAGCUGAUCCGAGACCUAGACGUGGAGAACGCAGCGGACAGCGCCGUCCUGGCAGUCGAGCGAUGCUGUCCAGAGCUGAGGCGGGCCGUCGUCGGCUUCAUCAGGAGCCACUCUCUCAGCGUCAUGGGCACACGCGGCUGGAACGACGCCCUGCACAGCCACCCCAAAGCCCUCUCGCAGGUCUCGCGCCUGGUUUCAGCCCCAGCACAAACGGAAAGCAGGACCCCACUCCAGCGUGUGGGAAGUUCCCAGGAAACCUACAGAGCACCCAGGGGUCCUGGGGAUCUGGCCAGUAGGCGCAUGCCAGGAUUGGUGAGAUCUAAAUCCAAAUCUCAUUUGGAUGGCUUUGCCCUUAUGGACGAGCCCCAAAGUCCGAACGACUUAGGCUCAAGAGAAAAGCCUGAAUCCAGUACUUCUGACUCUGGUUUGACUGACUGGCUUGCCAUGCGAAUGGCUAAAGCAACUGGAACCAAGUCUAGUCCUUCUCCACACUCUCAGACGUCAGCACAAGAAUCACAGUCCUCUGGCAAGUCCUCUUCAACUGAGGACAGACCAGAGACCAGGAAUAAACCUGAUGCAGAUAAUUAUCCAUGGUGGUAUGUACCAUCUCAAAGACAGGAAUAUAACACAGAAGCCAGUGCUUUUGUUAAUCCGAGCCAUAUUUCUCGUAAGUCUCUCACUAAAUCCGAAGAAUCAGUGCCUUACAAGAAGUCAUCCUCAACUGGAGACAGAACAGCAAGUGAUGAUUUACCAUGGUGGUAUUAAAUAGAUGAAGACAAAAAUAUACAACACAUUAGCAGGUUAUUCCUCCAUUCUCAUUUGUUCCAUAGUCUCAGAUUCAAUGCGAGGUAGCAUUUUUUCCCAUGAAACUGAACACAUCUCUGGCUACUACCAUAUCAAAAAUAGUAUUUGAUUGCUACAACAUUCCGUCUCUGAAGACGUAAUUGUGACGGCAAACUGGUGCUCAAAGUAAGCUCAGGCCACUUGCACACUUGUUCUAGACACCAAAUGAGGAAUUGCAGUUUUACCAGACGCCACAAAUUGAGAAAUUGCCAGAGUUAAAUAACAACUUUAGCUAGUAGAUGUAAAUCACCACAAUUACAAACCUUCAGUUUCUACACAUACAGAUGCUCACGGCAGUAUCAAACUACUUCUGCCCUAAUACAAAACUCAAAGCUGGUGCCACAGUCAUUUGUAAUGGCGUCGAAUCACUGUAGAAUUCAAGAGUCCAGUAGCAAAUCUACACAAGAAGAUGAAGCCAGUAAACCAUUUAAGUCUACAGCUCCUUCCAAGUCACCUUCAAUAUGUGAAUACGCAAACGAGUACGUUUAUUCCAUUUUAGCCAUAGUCUCAGCUAUCGACAUGCAUGUCACAGUCCAUUGCGGAUUCGCCUCCAACUGAGGAGAGACCACAGGCUAGAAUUUGGCCAGUAGAUUAAAAGAUUUCCAUUUAAGAAAUGUCUAGUCUGUGAAUAAAAAAACAAUAUAGUUAUUUAUUUUUGCCUUUACACCUCCUGUCUAUGCAUCUAAUAUUACAAAUGUGAAAGUAGAGUCAGUCAGGGUAACUUUUUAUCAGCCUGGCUAUCUUUGCACCACUCACUGUUUUUGUUUCAAAUGCCUGCUGCGCCACCUACCUCCGUUAUUUUGUACUAACAGCAAUAAUUUCAUUACAUCCCUGGUUUCUACUUAGUAUGUCAGUUGUAUUUCAACCUUCUUACAAGCUCUCAGGCUUGUGAUUCUCUUUUGAUGGCACCAGCUGUGAAGAGAGCUUUUGGCAGCAGUGAUUUAAGUCGAAAAAUGCCAAUUCUACACAGAUAUCUUAAUAUUUCAAAGUAAACCUGCAAUACUGAAUUAACACUGUUUGUUUUUACUUAUUAUUAACACCCUAUUUUCUUCUGGCGUAAUCUAAGUUUACCCAGAUCAUUAGGUGUUGGAGUAUGUUUCAGUAUAUCCAUUGGAGUAUGUUUCAGUAUAUCCUUUGUGAUUUAAAUUGGCUAUUUAUCUUGUAAUAAAUAUGCAACAAGCGACUGGUUGCAUAUUUAUUAGAAGCUAAAUUGCCAGUACUACGUUUUAAAGACAGAUCUUAAGUUACCCUAAAUGACACUAUCUUUUGUACCAGUAUUAAAAUAGAAAUUUUACUCUAAUGUGGCAUAGUUAGUGUACGUUUUCGCUUUCCCAAGCACUAAGUAACCAUAGAUAUAAAAUGUUACAAUGUCUGUAGCGAUGUGUAACUUACACUGCGUCGAGUAUGUUCAAAAAAUGGAACCAAAUUACCACAAUUGAGUGUAAUUCUGUUACGUUUUCACUGCUAAACCACUGAACCGAUAUGGUAUGGAGAUAGCCUGAAACCUGAAAAAGAACGUGGGCUUCUUUGGAAAGUGUAUAGUACUAGAUGCUCGUUUAUUUGAAUCGUUUUAAGCGAACUAGGCAAAAAUGUUUACACUACGAAUAACUCUUGGCUCUUUCACCAAAAAAUGCAGUAUUUCCAGCUUACAUCACCUACCACAGACAGCUGUACUGACAUGUAAGACCAAAUGUCAUAUUUAAAACCGAUCCAUUUGUAUGAGAGGCUACUGGAAAAGAACUUUUUUUUAUUUACAGCUAUGCAUUUAAGUUUGGUUACAAAACAACCUUAUUAUCUUUAAACUACUUGUCACAACACAUUAAUAGAUUUGUCUAGUAGGAGAAUUCAUGGUGUUGGAAACAUUGUUUAUACAUAUCUACAUCGAUGUGCGACAGCUACCCCUCUGUUUUUCUCUGGACCAUCUAUACUCCUCCAGGUCAGUGUUUUUCCAUGCCCCUCUUUACAUUCAGAAACAAGACGAGCAUCUCUUAGCUUCUAUCUAUGGCAGCUACUAGUUGUUCUCAUUUUUUCCUCGUUCCUCUUUCUCUACACCUUGUUAGUGUAAGACCUCGUUCAGUAUGUUAUUUUAUCACACAUAGAUUUUAUUUUUAGAAUUUGAAUGUUGUAGGAAAUUAUGUAAAAGCUGUUGACAUAUUUCCACAUCGUAUCUCCAUUAAUGGACACUUAUUACCUUACUAAUUUGGUAUUCCUGAAGUAAACAACCUCUUGAUGAGAAUAUGAAUCACGCACUUAUUAUGGGUAAAAAUUUAAACGAUUGUUCUUUCUGGUGAAUUAGUUGUCUUUUGUCUUAAAUGUAAGUAAUUGUCCUUGAAAUAUACUAAUAAUACGAUGAUUUGCAGAGAUUCUGUACAAGUGAUAGAAAGAUAGUGAAUCUGAAAUAUGACUUUUGUUUGCCUCAAAUGUAUUCAAUCAAACAUAUAACUGUAAUACAUGAAGCAUUCCUUUGACCGACUGACUAUUAUUUCACUUCUUCUGAAUACAUUGAAAAAUAUGAUCCCCUUUCAGAUGUACCAUAUUUGUCAACUGUGAAUCAGAGAAAAUACUAUUUUUGAUGGCAAUAUUUUACUUAACUUCCAACAUAUGUUUGAAAUUAAAUUACUAAUAGGUUCUCAUAACAUGCUUGGUCAGUAUUUUUUAUGCAAGCAACAUGUCAUUUGGAAUUCCCUCCAUCCCUACCUUGCCCCCCAUCUUAUAGAUUAGUUGGUGU